AUGGCCCUGGCUGUGAAUAAGAUGUGCCAUCUCUUCAGAGAGACCAGAACUGACUGUAAAGAGAGAGAAGUGCUCAAACAUGUCAGAGACUAUAACAAGCGCUACUCCGGAGCACCAAGACAGGUAAAGGAUUACUUGUGCGAUACACCCCUCUUUCUGCUCUUUCUGGUGCGAUGGCUGGGGAACAUGAGCGGCCUGGUGUGGCUGUUUCUCUUGAGGGUGGCUGUCUGUGGAUUUGGCGCUGCCAUGUCUUUGGCCUCCCCACUGGAGACUCUUCCUGGGCCGCUGAGCAGUGUGCUGGGCACGCUGGAUGAUUUUGUAGUGGUCUUCCUUCUUCUCAUCUGCAUUAUUAACAUCAACCAGCAGAUGGGGCCGCAGAGGACAAGAACACACUCGGUCAUGCAGGGUGUGCUGACCGACACGUUGUAGAGGACAGUGAUGAUGU
Molecule: messenger RNA, 445 nt
Organism: Sinocyclocheilus grahami
Lineage: Eukaryota; Metazoa; Chordata; Actinopteri; Cypriniformes; Cyprinidae
Product: E3 ubiquitin-protein ligase RNF170-like
Exons: 3
Coding region: 1-429 (142 amino acids)
Molecular function (GO): ubiquitin protein ligase activity
Source: RefSeq, a predicted model, not a curated record